CUUUGUGUGUCUGCACCAGACAGAACUGUUUGGGUUUUCACUUUGUUGUUUUGUAUUUUGAAGUGUUCUUUCAUCAUUAAAUAAGAUGAACACUUACCAUGCUGUGCUUUGGUCCGCUCCUCCUUCCACCUACGAGGAGAAUCGUUACAAUUAUGGAACGUAAAAUGCAUAUUCCACUUCAGUUGACGCUGAUCUGAUACAGAUGGAACGUAGCCUUGCAAUGGUUGUUAGGAGGACCUUGGAGAAGGAGAGCUGCACACUCUAGCGCAGACUCAAUUAUUUAAUAACCUAAUAUCCAACCUUUCUGACCGACAAGCUGUCUUCAUCAGCGUAUACUGUUAGGAGCACUUUAACACAAAAGGAUCUAUUAAUCUCUGACCGUACCUCAUUGAAAAGUUGCCACUCUGCCUAGUGACUGUAAACUAAACAAAAAUACUAACGUGGACACCCUGACCCUGGAGCUUGUGGCAGAGCGCAGCAUGGCCCAGAAGAGUGAAAAUGCGCGCCAGCAGCUGGAGAGGCAGAACAAGGACUUGCGGGCCAAGCUGGGCGAGCUGGAGGGUUCCGUGAAGAGCCGGUUCAAGGCCUCCAUCACCGCCCUGGAGGCCAAGAUACUGCAGCUGGAGGAGCAGUUGGAGCGGGAGGCUAAGGAGCGAGCAGCGGCCAAUAAGCUUGUGAGAUGGACAGAGAAGAAGCUGAAGGAGGUGUGCAUGCAGGUGGAGGACGAGCGCCGCCAUUCCGACCAGUACAAGGAACAGAGUGAGAAGGCCAACUCUCGUAUGAAACAGCUGAAGAGGCAGCUUGAGGAGGAGUCCACACGUGCCAACGCCUACCGCAGGAAGCUGCAGAGGGAGCUGGACGAUGCCACUGAGAGCAGCGAGGGUCUCAGCCGUGAGGUCAGCACACUCAAGAGCCGGCUCAGGCGUGGAGGCCCCAUCAGUUUCUCCUCCAGCCGCUCGGGCAGGCGUCAGCUGCAGGUGGAGGGAGCAUCGCUCGACCUCCUAUCCGACGAUGAGGUGGAAAACAAAACCACGGACGCCAAUGCCAACGAGACGCCAGCAGCUCCCCAACCAGAGUAGACGUGCUCCCUACAGCCCAAACCUUACCCCUGUCCUCCUAACCCCAGACACCAGCAGUGGACCCCACUACUCUGCCUUACCCAUCUAUGGCAAGCUGCAGGGCCAAGCAAAUCCAUCACCUCCUCCAUAUGAAUAUACCGCACAUCAAGCCUUGGAUUCAUUUUUAACAUCAAUUGCAAAUAAUAGUGCAUUUUUAUUGCAUAGGCGUCUGAGUGUGCAUAGGCACUCGAAAACAAAUAGCAGGAGUUUGCAUAAUUAUGUUAAGCUACUUCCCUGGAACAGCCAUUAGAAUCAAACAGCCCUCUAGCUAGAAUUAACCACUGUCAUUUCAGCUGGUUUACUGGCACACAGGUGGACGACUGCACACAAGUCGGU
Molecule: messenger RNA, 1454 nt
Organism: Oncorhynchus mykiss (rainbow trout)
Lineage: Eukaryota; Metazoa; Chordata; Actinopteri; Salmoniformes; Salmonidae
Source: RefSeq, a predicted model, not a curated record